Molecule: messenger RNA, 2368 nt
Organism: Rubroshorea leprosula
Lineage: Eukaryota; Viridiplantae; Streptophyta; Magnoliopsida; Malvales; Dipterocarpaceae
Source: the annotation of a GenBank genome assembly
CCUGCAUCUUUAACCAAUACUUCACUGAAUAAUAUUGAUGUAGAGUACAAUUAUUUAUCAGGUCAGCUCCCAUCAGAUAUUGUAGGAAACCUACCUGAACUAUUAUUCCUCCAUCUAUCAUAUAACAGAAUGGAAAGCCAUGAUCACAACACCAAUCUUGAGCCCUUUUUUACUGCCCUCAGAAAUUGCACUGGUUUACAGGACGUUGAAUUGGCUGGCAUGGACCUUGGAGGAAGAUUGCCUAUCUCGAUUGCUCAACCUAAUCUGUUCCAUCUACAGUUGCAAGAAAAUCACAUCUUUGGAUCAAUACCUUCUGCGGUAGGGAAUCUUUCACGUCUUAUGGACUUGAAUUUGACAUCUAAUCUUCUAAACGGAACAAUUCCAGAAGAGGUCAGCCAGAUGUCCAGAUUGGAACAGCUCUUUUUAUCGCACAAUUUUUUCAGCACCACAAUUCCAGCAGCAUUAGGGAAACUACCUCAUCUGGGUCUGCUUGAUCUAUCAAACAAUCAAUUCUCGGGUGAAAUUCCAGCUGGCCUAGGGAACCUGGUUCAGCUCAAUUAUUUAUUUCUCAACAACAACCUCCUCUCAGGAACAAUACCCCCAACAAUAGGACAGUGCAGAGAACUCUACAAGUUGGAUUUGUCAUACAAUAACUUAACGGGGGAAAUCCCUCCAGAAAUCUUGGGCUUGCACGAGAUCAGAAUAUUUCUAAAUUUAUCACACAACCAUCUUGAAGGGCCAUUGCCUAUUGAGCUCAGCAAGCUUGAAAAUGUUCAAGAAAUAGAUCUGUCAUCAAACAACCUCCAAGGAAAUAUCUUCCCCCAGAUAUCUGGCUGCAUUGCAGUGACUUUGAUAAAUUUCUCCCACAAUUCUCUUCAAGGACAACUUCCAGAUUCACUAGGUGAUCUGAGGAACCUUGAAUCCUUUGAUGUUUCAAGAAACAACAUCUCCGGAGUGAUACCAAAAAGCCUCAGCAAAAGUAACACCCUCAGAUUCCUCAAUCUUUCUUGUAACAACUUUGAAGGAAGAAUUCCCUCAGGCGGCAUCUUCAAUUCGUCCACAAAUAUGUCUUUCUUAGGCAAUAAGCAUCUAUGUGGAGCACCUUCUAAUACACCCAUUUGCUCCCGAAGGAGACACUGGUUUCAUUCCCGAAUCUUCUUGAUCAUAUUCGUUAUAAUCAUAUUCGUAACAGGAUUCGUAUCAACAAUACUUUGUGCGAUCGGACUCCGCCAACUUAAAGCAAUGGUGUCCUCAAGAAGAACUGUGCACGAGGGAAAGCCAACGGAACCUGAAAUAGCGCACAACUUCCCAAGAAUUACUUACAGAGAACUGUCAGAGGCCACCGGAGGGUUUGAUGAGCAGAGACUAAUUGGGACAGGUAGCUAUGGACGUGUCUAUAAAGGAGUUCUUCACGAUGGAACAACCAUUGCGGUGAAGGUGUUAACUUUGCAGUCUGGAAAUUCAACCAAGAGUUUCAGCAGAGAAUGCCAGGUUUUGAAGAGGAUACGGCACAGGAACCUUAUGAGGAUUGUAACAGCAUGCAGUCUACCUGAUUUUAAGGCUCUGGUUCUUCCUUUUAUGGCUAAUGGAAGCUUGGACAGCCGUCUCUAUCCACAUUCUGAGUCAGGAUUGACUUCAGGCUCUUCAGAUUUGAGUCUAAUUCAGAGGGUUAACAUUUGCAGUGAUAUUGCUGAGGGGAUGGCCUAUCUGCAUCACCACUCACCAGUUAGAGUCAUACAUUGUGACCUGAAGCCAAGCAAUGUUCUUCUCAAUGAUGACAUGACGGCUCUGGUUUCUGAUUUUGGGAUUGCAAGGCUAGUUAUGACAGCAGGUGGCGGAAAUGCAGGGGUUGUUGAGAACAUGGGAAAUUCUACUGCUAAUAUGUUGAGUGGAACAAUUGGAUACAUCGCCCCAGAGUAUGCAUUUGGAUCAAACACAUCUAUAAAAGGAGAUGUAUACAGCUUUGGAACUCUAGUUCUUGAGAUAGUCACAAGAAAAAGACCAACAGAUGACAUGUUCGUUGGUAAUUUAACCCUGCACAAAUGGGUAAAGAAUCACUACCAUGGAAGGGUAGAAAAAGUGGUUGACUCUUCUCUGAUCAGAGCUUCAAAUAAUGAGUCCCCGGAGGUGAAGAAAAUGUGGGAAAUUGCAAUUGGGGAAUUGAUUGAAUUGGGUAUUCUCUGCACACAGGAGUCCCCCUCUACCAGGCCAACCAUGCUUGAUGCCGCUGAUGACCUGGAUCGCCUCAAAAGGUACCUUGAUGGGGACACUACAGCAACAUUUGCUUCAUCCCUUGGAAUUUCUUCUUCUAAUCUAGAUGAUGACUAACAGCUUAUAAUUUUCUUCUGCAUAAAAUUAUCAUUGGUUU